CCAACUAGUUCACCUGUCAUGAAAAAGACAAAAUCCUCCUGUCAUUCAAGUCAACCAACGGAAAAUUGGAGAAAUUCAAUGUGCAACAAAUAAUGUGAAUCGUUUAGUCAAAUCAACAUAGGCCUUCCCAAUCAUGCUGGUCGAAGCUUUCAGUGCGAUGCUCUACGGAGCCGUGUUCCUCAGCCUGAUCGUCAUCGACUACAUUCUAGGCCAUGGGUUCGUGGAUAUGUUCCAGAAGAUCUUCUGUAAAGUGGCCUGUUUCGUGAAGAAGGCGGUAAGGGAAGAAGCUAAGCAUGCGCAUAUGAACGCUGAGAAUCCGAUCAGUCUGCCAGUGUUAUUCAUGGAGAUUUUGGUGUUGAGUUUGACUAUCGCGUUCCUAAACAAAUACAAGCAGUUCCGUAGCAAAGAUCGAAUCGACGACCUCCUUCACGAGAGCAAAGAGGCGUUGAGGCAGACCAACGAGUUUUUAGAAAAAUGGCGACUAAGACGUAUAAAUUGGCAGGUGCCCACUGAAUACUCAUAUUUGGAUGACGAGCCGCAGGAAAUCAAACCACUUAAACUGGAAGUGCCUAUCCUACAUAUGGCUAUCAUUGAUACCUUAGGAACAACAAGAAGUCAGCCAGAAAGAGGAGACGCGGGCGACACGGUUAACAUCACAGAUUCAACACUACUAUCUGUGACGUCACUCCUCGAUGACGAUCUAGAAUCUUUGCCCGAACCGAUCAGCGAAGAGAAGAUUCCUGAUGAGACGAAAAACAUCGAGUUUAGAAAUCGAUGCUUAUGGGCUGUUAUGGAAGAGGAUGCGAAUAAUCUUGAUGACUAGGAAGAAAUGUUAGGUAUCGUAUGAAAAGAAAUAUGUUGUUCUUCGGAUUUAGAAAAUGCUAGUAAUAAAUUAGUGUGCUGUUAAGUAACAUCCAUCAAAA
Trichoplusia ni (cabbage looper) is the source of this 923-nucleotide messenger RNA. RefSeq lists its product as uncharacterized. Bases 134 to 823 code for a protein of 229 amino acids. The record is from RefSeq and is a predicted model, not a curated record. NCBI's taxonomy places the organism in Eukaryota, Metazoa, Arthropoda, Insecta, Lepidoptera, Noctuidae. The transcript has 4 exons.